This is a messenger RNA of Hypoxylon trugodes, 2649 nucleotides long. RefSeq lists its product as uncharacterized. The transcript has a single exon. Gene Ontology annotation, biological process: regulatory ncRNA-mediated gene silencing; mRNA catabolic process. Gene Ontology annotation, cellular component: nucleus; RISC complex; cytosol. The coding region runs from base 1 to 2649 and encodes 882 amino acids. NCBI's taxonomy places the organism in Eukaryota, Fungi, Ascomycota, Sordariomycetes, Xylariales, Hypoxylaceae. Gene Ontology annotation, molecular function: nuclease activity; RNA binding. The record is from RefSeq and is a predicted model, not a curated record.
AUGGCAAAACAAUUCUUUGCUAACGUGAAGUCGGUCCUAAGCGGCGACACCUUGGUGCUGACCAGCCAGAACAAUCCGAAUGCCGAGCGUGUUUUCUCGUUGGCUUUUGUUACUGGUCCUCACCUCAAGAGAGAGGGCGAUGAACCAUUCGCUUUUCAGUCACGGGACUACCUGCGGAAAUUGGUGGUUGGCAAAGUCGUCCAAUGUUCUAUUCUUUACACCAUUCCUACCUCUGGAAGGGAUUAUGGUACUGCUCAAUUGAAGGAUGGAACCCAACUACCCGACGAAUUAGUCAAGGCUGGUUGGCUUAAGGUUAGGGAAGAUGCCGGUCGAAAAGAGGAGUCCGAAGAGGUCUUACAACGACUUGAGACUCUCCGCUCCCUCGAGACCCAAGCUAAGAACGAGGGAAAGGGCCUUUGGGAAGGCGUUGGUGGGAUUAUCGAGGUCCAGAACGACACCAGUGCCCUUGACAUCAAUGAAUGGAAGGGCAAAGCUAUUGAUGCCGUCGUCGAGCGUAUUCUGAGUGGUGAUCGCCUACUUCUGCGCCUUAAGCUGUCCGACAAGAAGCACUUGCAGGUGAUGACACUUGUUGCCGGCAUUCGCGCCCCCACCACAGAGAGGGUCAAUCAAUCAACUGGUCAAACCCAGCCUGCGGAGGAAUUCGGUAAUGAGGCGCGACAAUUUGUCGAGCAAAGACUACUUCAGCGCGAUGUUAAGGCCGAGAUCGUUGGCACUAGCCCACAGGGACAACUCAUUGCCGCUAUCUUACACCCUCGAGGAAGCAUCGCGGAAUUUUUGCUUGCCGAUGGAUUGGCUAGGUGCAACGACUUCCAUUCCACUUUACUUGGACCCAAGAUGGCUCCUCUCAGGGCGGCCGAGAAGAAGGCCCAGGCGGCUAAAUUACGCCUCCACAAAGACCAUGUGGCUAAAGCUGAGGGUGGCAGUUCGUCUGACAUGAUCGUCUCGAAAAUUCAGGGAGCCGAUGCAAUUUUCGUCCGAACCAAGAACGGUGCCGAAAAGAGGAUCAAUCUUAGCAGUGUGCGGGGUCCUCGAACAAAUGAGCCUUCCGAAGCUCCUUUCAGAGAUGAAUCAAAAGAAUACCUCCGGAAGAAGCUUAUCGGUAAACACGUCAAGGUUUCUAUCGACGGCCACCGACCCGCCACCGACGAUUUCGAGGCUCGCGAUGUGGCCACUGUAACCGAGAAGGGCAAAAAUAUCAACCUGCUCCUAGUUCAAGAUGGGUGGUGCUCUGUUAUUCGACAUCGCAAGGAUGACACUGAUAGAGCCCCGAACUACGACGAGCUUCUUGCAGCUCAAGAGAAGGCCAAAGAUGAGAAGAAGGGCAUGUGGUCCGGAAAGCCCCCGAAGGGUAAAGCCUUGGUGGAUGUCUCGGAGUCGGCACAGAAGGCUAAGAUGCAGCUUUCUAUUUUCUCGCGUCAGAAGAAGGUACCCGCUGUAGUUGAUUUCUGCAAGGCCGGUUCGCGAUUUACUGUACUGGUCCCCCGAGAAGGAGUCAAACUCACUAUGGUCCUUGCUGGUGUUCGUGCUCCUCGAGCCCCUCGACUACCUCAGGAAAAGGGUGAACCUUUUGGACAAGAAGCUCUUGAUCUCGCCAACCGUCGGUGCAACCAGCGCGAUUGCGAAAUUGAUAUCCACGAUAUUGAUAAGGUGGGUGGAUUCAUUGGCGACCUCUAUAUCAACCGUGAAAGUUUUGCCAAAAUUCUGGUCGAGGAAGGUCUCGCAUCUGUUCACCAAUACUCCGCGGAGAAGGCUGGCAAUUCCAAUGAGCUUCUAGCAGCUGAGAAGCGUGCUAAGGAAGGACGUAAAGGUCUUUGGCAAGACUGGGACCCAUCACAAGAAGAGGGUGCCGAAGAAGAAGUCGCCGAUUUUGAGCCCUCCAAAGAGGCUGCUCCUCUAGACAAACAGGCUGCCGAUUACCGAGAGAUUGUUGUCACCAAUAUCGAUUCGAAUGGGAAGCUCAAGAUCCAGGAGGUUGGUAAGGGAACUGCUGCUCUUGAGUCUUUGAUGAACGAAUUCAAGAGAUUCCACAUUGAUUUCAAGAAUAACAAACCUCUUGCCAACCCUCCUAAGACGGGUGAAUUCGUGGCUGCUAAGUUCUCUGCUGAUGGCCAAUGGUACCGUGCUCGAGUGCGGUCAAACGACAGGACAGCUAAGGUUGCCGAAGUUGUCUACAUUGACUACGGCAAUACCGAGAAGAUCCCAUGGUCCAGCUUACGAGCGCUAGACCAACCGCAGUUCACCACACAAAAGCUAAAGGCGCAGGCUACGGAUGCCGUACUAUCAUUUAUCCAGCUGCCUACUGCCCCCGACUACUUCGCUGAUGCGCUUGACUUUAUUGCCGAGGCCACAGACAGUAAACGACUAGUCGCUAGCUUCGACUUCGUAGACCCCAAGGAGGGCGUCAGCUACAUAACGCUAUUCGAUGAGAAGAAGUCAGGCAGUACCUUCGCCGACUCUAUCAACAAGGAUGUCGUGGCUAAUGGUCACGCAUUGGUCCCCAAGAAACUGAAGGCAUGGGAACGAGGUCGAGCUUCGGAGGAGGUUUUGAAGAAGUUGCGCGAGAUUGAAUCCCAGGCGAAGGCCGAUCGUUUGGGUAUGUGGGAGUACGGUGAUAUCACCGAGGACUAA